Messenger RNA from Oryzias latipes (Japanese medaka), 1141 nucleotides. RefSeq names its product IDNK gluconokinase. The record is from RefSeq and is a predicted model, not a curated record. Lineage: Eukaryota; Metazoa; Chordata; Actinopteri; Beloniformes; Adrianichthyidae. Gene Ontology annotation, molecular function: gluconokinase activity. Gene Ontology annotation, cellular component: cytoplasm.
GCCUUGGUCCCGCUGUUGAAUGCAGGAUGUGCAGCGGAGAGUUUUGUCUCUUAAUUUGAUCACCGCCACCAGUUUUCUGCAGGACUCUUCAGCUGAGGCUUCUCUAUGACACAACAAGUUAACUUUAUAUCUGCUGAGGACCUGGCUGGAGGUGUCUGAGCAUUCACAGACAGGAUGAUCUACAUCAUUAUGGGAGUCUCUGGCUCUGGAAAAAGCACAUUGGGGAUUUUCCUGUCUAAAAAGCUGAACUGGCCUUUUCACGAAGGAGACAGCUUCCAUUCGAAGGAGAACAUCGAGAAGAUGGCUCGUGGUGAGCCACUCACAGACCAGGACAGAUUUCCUUGGCUUCUCAAAGUUCAUGAAGUCAUCCAGAGGGAAAAGUGUUCGGGCUGUGAUGCUCUUGUGGCAUGUUCUGCUCUGAAGCGCCAGUACAGGCAGAUCCUCCUCCACGGCUCCAGAGCCCUGUCUGCUUCUUCGCCCGGAUCCCACCUGGACAUCUCCUCUUCUUCACCUGAUGUCUUUUUUAUCUAUCUGCACGGUGACUACGACUUCAUUUACCAGCGGCUGGUGACCCGGCAAGGUCACUACAUGAGGGCCGACCUGCUCCGUUCCCAGUUCGAUGCUUUAGAGCCUCCCUUAAAUGAGGAGAAUGUGCUCACUCUGGACAUCAGGAAGGGUGUUAGUGAAAUGGCUGUGGAGGUUGAAAAGCACAUCAUGAGUGUGAAGCCCUCAACAGAAAAGCUGUGAUCCUGCAUGCUGAGACGGAUGCUGCUGUGGUUCAUAGCUGAAUCAAACCCCUGCAAACUGUGGACAUUCCCAUUAUCUUCUGUGAUGGAUUUUGCCCUGGAGCAGUAGGCUUUAAUCAGCAUGUAAUUGAAACCAAUUUAACACAAUGAACGUAGUUCAUUACAUACCUGUAUUUAUCUAUAUGCAAUGAUAUUUUGCUCAAAGAUUCAGCGAUCCUGAGUAGAACAUAAUUGGUUGAAUUAAGGUGAGAAAUACAUUCCUGUUUUAUUUCAAAUGCAGAUCCACAUUGAAGCUCGUGCUGAUUUUUGUCGCCUCAGAGGAGCCUAAAGCAGUCUACAUAAUCUGCUUUAGUUCUGAAACUAUUCAGUCAAAAUAAAGAUUUUAAUUUGCAAAA